AUGGCGUCUCGGAUGCUGGGGCUUAGAUGGCCGCCUGGCGGAGAUGCCUCGGUCAUUGGUUCUUCUUCUACAACCACCUCAACCUCCUGCACCCGUCGCGGUGUGUUUCCUGCAUUUGCGAUUCGAUUGGCUUCUUCUAUGUGUCGUUGGCUCCUUUCGAGGGGCCGUCUCUCUUCUCCUUCACCAGUGUAUUCUCUGUCAGAGUACGAGAAAUCCACUCGAACAAGGGCAAUGGCUGAUGUCCAUGUGCCCAUGUGCGACGCGGCUAGGGCGUCAGGGAAGAAGAAGGGGACGACUCUGUCCCAGCUGAAGAAGAGAGCUGUGCCGGCUGGCUCGGAGACUCCGAGUACCUUCAAGAAGCCAAAACCCCUACCUCGCCGUCUCGUGAAGAAAGACGAGUCGAAGGUUGCUGAGGGGGGAUGCCCUGAUGACGAAGAGAUGGGCGUGGACAAGCCGUCUCUGGUGGUGGACUUGGUGUCCAAAUCGAGGUCCGGUGGGCAUCCGGACGAGCUGGAGGACCCUCUUUCGGGAAUCCCGGCCGACGUCCGCUCUCAGAUACCGGCGGAGGUGGCCCGCCGAGCUAGGUCUUCGGGCGCCAAAGACAAAGGGAAGGAUGCAGCUGCUGCCGAGGACGAGAACGUACCUGCUACUCCCCACUAUUCGUCAAAGGAUAGGGUGGCUAUAUGCCGCAAGGUUUUUAAGGCCGUCCCCGCAGAGUAUGUUGCUUCUCUUCCUGGCCGCAAGACUGACGCCCAGUUUGGUGCGAUCCAGGCCACUCUUCUCGACUUGUUCUGCCGCAUGGAAUUCUGCAAGAGUUGGAAGACCCGCACUGCUGAGGAGCUCAAAGCUCAGGUGGCUGAGUCCACCCACCAUGGCGACUAUGCGUUCAAGUCCAUUGAAGAGGUCCGCCUGCAGAUGCAGACGACCAUAGACCUUCAAGCGAAGGAGGUAGCUGCGUUGAGAUCUGACAAGGCCGAGCUGCUUAAGAAGAUCUUGGCGCAGGACAAGGACAUGGUGGCAAUGGUCGAGGAGGCCAAGACAGCGGCGGCGGAAAUACGGGCGCUUCAGGACCAGUUGCGGGAGUACCCUCAGGUCAAAGAGGCGGCUGAGGAAGCCGAGCAUCUUCGUGGGGAGCUGGAGACGGCCAGAUCGCAAGUUCGCACCUUGCGUGAGCGUCUUCUGGAAUCCUAUGAUCAGGGGGAACAAGCGACCAAGGACGCUGUUAAGCACGCCUGGGAGAGCCACAUGUCAGAGUAUGAUCUUGGGUGGUUCCAGCGGCGAAUGGAGCACAGUGCCGCUGUGUUGGCUGCUGAACGUCUUGGUCAGCCGCCCCCUGAGUUUGUAUCAUCUGAUGACGAGGACGAUGCGGCCGCUCCCUGAUUUGCUUCCUUUCCUGCUUUUUUUAAAAAUUUUAUUCAA
Spinacia oleracea (spinach) is the source of this 1419-nucleotide messenger RNA. RefSeq lists its product as uncharacterized. Bases 1 to 1380 code for a protein of 459 amino acids. NCBI's taxonomy places the organism in Eukaryota, Viridiplantae, Streptophyta, Magnoliopsida, Caryophyllales, Amaranthaceae. The transcript has 5 exons. The record is from RefSeq and is a predicted model, not a curated record.